This is a messenger RNA of Menidia menidia (Atlantic silverside), 5185 nucleotides long. The record is from the annotation of a GenBank genome assembly. Lineage: Eukaryota; Metazoa; Chordata; Actinopteri; Atheriniformes; Atherinopsidae.
UGACGUAUUACUGGCGGGGCAAUCUGAAGUUGUCCUAAAACCGAAGCUAAAACAAAAAGACUGAUGUACGGUGCUCUUUCCCGUGACAGGCAGUACGAUCGGACGUGCACAGGGCUGCUUAACAUUUUCGGACAUGUGGAAAGGCACAUGUGAUGAAAGCUUGGUUUCUUGCCUUUGUGAGUAGAGUUUGGGCUGUCAACAGCGCUGCAGAGGCGCGCGCUGAGUGGUUUCUCACAAUUAGCUUAAAGUUAGCUCAGCCAGCGGCGAUCAGAACGGGAGUAAAAUGAGCUCUUCGCGGGAAAUCAAACAGCUCCAGAAAGCUAAAAACAAAGCCCAGGCUAACAGGAACCUAAAAGAGGAAGCCAACAUCUGCAAUCAGCUCGGAGAGCUGCUCUCCAGGAGUGGGGAUUAUCCGGCAGCCAUCAGGGAGCACCAACAGGAGCUGUCCCUCUCCGAGGCCUUACAUGAUGUGAUAGGACGAGCUGUGGCGAACCGUAAAAUAGGAGAGUGCUAUGCAGAGAUGGGCAACAUUGAGGCUGCGUUGAGACACCAGCAAUUGCACCUGGACUUGGCCCGCUCUGUCAGAGAUCACGCUGAGGAGCAAAGGGCCCUGGCCACCAUCGGUCGAACCUACCUCUUCCGAUAUGAAUCGGACAACUCAAAGAGCAGUUUAAAGCAAGCAGAGGACGCCUUCCGGAGGAGCCUGAGCAUUGUGGAUGAGCGUCUGGAAGGUACUGUUCCUCAGCGAGAGAUCAGCGAGAUGAAGGCGCGUCUGUUCCUCAAUCUCGGUAUUGUCUGCGAUCACUUGGGGGAGCCCAAACUCUGCAGCGACUUCAUCCGGCGCAGCGUCUUUAUUGCUGAGAAGAGUCAGCUGCUGGAAGAUCUCUACCGUGCAAACUUUAACCUGGGGAACAUCUUCUUCCGCAACGGCCGACACUCGAAUGCUGUCCGCUGCCUGGAGCAAGCCAAAGAGUGUGCCAGGAAGAUGAAGGACAAGUUCUGUGAGAGCGAGUGUUUUCACUGCAUCGGCAAGGUGCAGCUGUCUCUUGGGGACUUUGUGGCAGCCAGGCGGUCUCUGAAGAAAGCUUUCCUGUUGGGUUCCCAGCAGCCGGUAGACAGACUAGCAGUAAAGAAAGCUUUCAAAUGUGCUGACCGGGGCUGUAAAUUGGAGGAAGAGUUCGGGGAAGACCAGGGCAGGAGACUGGGCUCCCAUCAGGCUGUGGAGCUGGCAGAGCAGCUGGGGGACCUCUAUUGUAAGAUCGGCUGCUACAGCAAGGCUCUGGAGGCCUAUCAGGCUCAGCUAAAGGCUGCUGAGGCCGUGGGAAAGCCUGCCAGGGAGCUGGCAGUCAUCCACGUGUCUUUGGCCGCCACCUACACGGACCUGAAGCAACACAACAAGGCAGUGGAACACUACAGAAAGGAGCUGGCGCUACGACAGGGCAGCGCCGCCGAGGAGUGCAGCACAUGGCUGAACAUCGCAGCGGCUAAGGAGGAGGACGGCUGUGCCUCUGAGGAGAUGGACAACAGCUACAGCACCGCCUUACGCUGUGCUCAGACGUGUGGACAGGCCAGGCUGCAGAAACGCGUCCUGUCGCUUUGGCUGGCGUCCCAGAGGCGCCGCGGCUCAUCGAAUCUUAAUGACACAGAGGACAAGCUGCGCGAGCUCUGUGCUUCAGAGGGCUGGCGUCCAGAUGGGAGUGAUGGAGAGGAGGAGGAAGAGGACGAGAUGGACAACAGUGAACCUCUGGAUGACAGUGAUGUCAUUCUCUCUGACUCAGAUGAUGAUUUGGAGGGAUAUGACAAAAUGGUGUCAGGAAGGAGGAAGACGGGAAGGUGGAACAAGAGGAAUGAGAAAGGGGAGACGUCUCUCCACAGAGCGUGUAUAGAUGGAAACCUGAAGCAGGUCCAGUAUCUGGUGGAGCAGGGUCACCCAGUGAACCCCAGGGACUAUUGUGGCUGGACACCCCUCCAUGAGGCCUGCAACCACGGUCACUAUGAUGUUGUAGCUGUGCUGCUGGAGCGAGGCGCCAACAUCAACGAUCCUGGCGGGCCCCUGUGUGAGGGGGUGACUCCUCUGCAUGACGCCCUCGCUUGUGGCAAUUUAGGAGUGGCGAGAUUGCUGGUGGAGCGGGGGGCUUCUGUCUCACUGCGUAACUCCAAGGGUGAAACUCCCCUGGACACCCUGCGUCAGUGGCAGAGGACAUACAGUAGAGAGUUGGACGAGGAGACCAGAAGGGAAUGUGCCCUUACAGAGAAACUGUUUAGGAAGGCUCUAGCAGGAGGAGUGCCUGCUGCUCCCGCCCCAGCCAAGCCCUUUGAUGCCCUGCAGGACAGCCAGCUGUUUGAUGCAGAGAACUCUGAGCCGCUGUCAGCCACUGGGGGGGGCUCUUCCGCCAGCCAACACCGGCCCCGAAGCAGCAGGAGCUCCGAAGCUCAGGCAGCAGCAGCCGUCAGCCCCAGACGGCAGCAGAGCGACUGCUCAUCCCGCCGGCACAGAGCCAGAGGAACAGAGGCCGCGCUCCUCUACGGGGUAAUGACGGACAAACGGGUCAAUGGCAGCUCAGAUGACAGUGACUCAGACAGUCCCGUCAGCCCCCUCCGUCCCGUUCGUGCAAGGCGCGCUUCCCCAGGAGAUCCAAGUCAAAAAGACGUCCCGCCUAACAGGGAGCCUGGCGCGGUCCCGGGCUCAGGGCGGGAAAGUAACGCAGAGGCCCCCACCCAAUCUGUGUUUGGGAGACAGGAGUACCACAGUGCCAUUCGGGGUUUAGGCAGUGCCAAAACUCUUCUCCAGCAGCAGUUCUGCAGCACACCUGCUGUUUCGUCCAGCAACAGAUCUGCUUUAGUUCCUGAGGACGAAUAUACGGCCGAUGACUGGCUGGAGGACGAUUUGGGGGAAAUGCAGCCAAAGAAGAGAAGGAGGCUUCGAAUGGAGCAAGAUGGGCCGACAGGCCAGGAAACCGCUUCGUCGUUGACUGCCAGAAGUCAAAACAGGCAGUUGACCCCCCACACAUCCAGCAGAGCCAACUCGUCCUGCAAUCGGGGUGACUCUAGGAGAUGGAACGGCUCGCAGAAGCCUCAUCAGGUUAAAAUGACUCAGAUGCCAGGGAUGCUGAAGUUGGGGAGACGGGAGGUCAGCAGGUCACACAGCCCGACUGUUACAGAUGAUGACGCCAGGCCCGACACGCCCUCACCUCCACCACACAGACACGUUCAGCCUCCAACACAAGCUUUGGUAGCACCAAUGCCUGCAUCCAUGCCUCCACCAAUCAGAAUGAGGGUCAGGAUUCAGGAAGAUGUGUUCCUCAUCCCCGUUCCACAAAGUGAUGCAGACUCCUGCACCGUGUCGUGGUUAUGUGAGCAGGCGGCUCAGCGCUACUACCAGAAGUGUGGCCUCCUGCCCCGUCUGUCGCUGCAGAAGGAAGGCGCUCUGCUUUCACCACAAGAUUUGCUGCUGACAGUGCUGCACACCAAUGAAGAAGUUUUAGCUGAAGUUUGCUCCUGGGACCUCCCACCUCUUCCCGAGCGCUUCAAGAAAGCUUGUCAGAGCCUGGCAGUUGACGAGAACAAACACGUCACCCGCCUGUGUGAGGUUCAGGACGGGAGCUCCUCUGUGUCCGUGUGUGGCCUCAGUCUGCCCCCCUCCUUCCUCACCCCGCUGCUGCGUGCCCUUAAACUUCAGUCCAGCCUCACAGAGCUGCGCCUCUCCGGCAACCGCCUCUCCGACAGCCUCCUCCCCGAACUGAUCGCCACAACCACCACCAUGCCCCGCCUUCGGCUUCUGGACAUCUCUGCCAAUUCCAUUUCUGGCGAAGGACUGGAGAUGGCAGCGAACGCCCUGAAGGGACACAGCCACCCCGCAUUCCCGUGCCUGGAGGAGCUUAAUCUCAGUAUGAACCCUCUUGGCGAUAGGGUGUCUGAAUCUCUGUCCAGCCUUCUGUCCUGCUGCCCCCUGCUUGCCAGGCUGUCCCUACAGGCCUGUGAGCUCACCUCCCGGUUCCUUCAGCAGCAUCGGUUGCUGCUUGCCAGUGCUCUGACAGCAAUAUUCAAAAAUCUAUUCAUAAAGAGUAAAUGUAUAAUUACUGUCUUUGAUCCCUUGGGCACAGGACAUUUGAAAUCAGUGUCCCUCUCCCACAAUGCACUGGGAUCCACUGGCUUCGAGCUGGUCGUGAAGACUCUGCCCGUCAACUCCCUCACUCACCUGGACCUGUCCGCGGUCUGCAGGGGUCCAGCUGAUUGCCCACCACUGGAACACCUCACCAAAGUCCUGUCACAGGAGUGCCCUCUGACCCACCUGAGUCUGGCAGCAAAUGGCCUGACAGACAGCAGUGUAGCUGCUCUGGCCAGGUGCCUGCCAUCAUGCCCAGCCCUGGUGAGUCUGAACCUGUCAGGAAACCCUUCAGUGACCUCGGCGGGCCUUCACAGCAUCCUGAUGUGCAUCAGACAGGCCGCUCGACCGUUGGCACAUCUGAAUCUUCAAGGUUGUCAGGUGUCGGGCCCCUGGAACGUUGAGGGACUUGACAAUUUGUCCGAACUGGUCCGUGACCUUCGUCUCUGCUCUCAGAGCCUGAACAAGCUGGACCGGCAGACUUUAAAGCAGAGCUGGGACACGGCUGGACCACACGGACAUUGUGUGGACCGCAGUGCCAAGUACCUGCUAACUGCUGCUGCCCCUUCAUGAGGAAGCACUCUUUGCCGAAGGUGGAAGAACUUACUUUCUCUCUUUAUCACUGUAAUCAAGGAGAGAUUUCUUCUUAGGUUUUGCUCAGUCAAAGCUGAAGAAAAAGGGGUCGCCUCUGAACCAGCAGUGAUAUGGCUGUCAAAGAUGCUGUGCAAGUAGCUUUAAUGCUUCAUUACAUUUUCCUUAUUUAUGUUUACCUCUGCGUAAGUACUUAUGUUUUGUCUUCAGCCGACUCAGUAAUCAUGUGAUUUUAAUAAAAAAAAGAAUGAUUAAAGGGACUUAGUAUCCCCAUUUCUUUAUUCCUAUGAUUCUUGGGCCACUUUAAGACAGAUUCUCUUUUAAAUCUGCUGUGAUCUUAAAACACUUCACAGCAUAUUGGACUGCACAAUGCGUUGAGCCUUCAAAGGUUUAAACCCUUCUCAGAAAAAAAAUCAGGACAGGGUAGCUCUGCAAGAAUAUUGGCGAGAGAGGAUUUGAAGACUGAUUAUAGAGCCCGUAGUGUGAAGA